Molecule: messenger RNA, 293 nt
Organism: Linum tenue
Lineage: Eukaryota; Viridiplantae; Streptophyta; Magnoliopsida; Malpighiales; Linaceae
Source: the annotation of a GenBank genome assembly
UAUGAAUUGGGAAUCAGAUGAAUUGAUCGGGAAUUUCGAAUUGAUGAGAUGGUUCGUGGUGUGGCAAAUACUUUGUGCAAUUGGCAGCUACUUGCAAAGGAAGCACUUGGUUGAUGUGACGGAGAUAUAUAACCAGCUGAGCAGGGAAAAAACAAAAAAGCCAGAGGCUUUUCAAGCUGGCUACCUCGUCAUUCUAUUAGUCCUUUCUUUGUUCUGGUUGCUUUGGACCAUCGCGGGGGAGGAAUUUGAUUAAACUUUGACAAAACCAAGGUAUCCAUUCUACUUCAAUUAAG